UUGUUCAACUGUAAGUUCUUCAAAGGACACAAGUUCUUGUCACUGACACUGUUUGGAGAGCAGAGAUGGCUCAGAAAGGAGUUGAACUGGAUCGAGAAACAAUCAGCUGUUCCAUCUGUCUGGACCUACUGAAGGAUCCGGUGACUAUUCCCUGUGGACACAGCUACUGCAUGAACUGUAUUAAAAGACACUUUGAUGGAGAGGACAAGAAGAAACAAACCCACAGCUGUCCUGAGUGCAAACAACUUUUCCCAUCGAGGCCUGUCCUGGUGAAAAGCACCAAGUUAGCAGUUUUAGUGGAGCAGCUGAAGAAGACUGGACUUCAAGCUGCUCCUGCAGAUCAGUGCUAUGCUGGACCUGAAGAUGUGGCCUGUGAUGUCUGCACUGGAAGAAAACUGAAAGCCUUCAAGUCCUGUUUAGUCUGUCUGGCAUCUUACUGUGAGAAACACCUUCAGCCUCAUUAUGAUGCAGCUCCUUUAAAGAAACACAAGCUGGUGGAUCCCUCUGAGAAGCUCCAGGAGAACAUCUGCUCUCGUCAUGAAGAGGUGAUGAAGAUGUUCUGUCGUACUGAUCAGCAGAGUAUCUGUUAUCUCUGCCCUGUGGAUGAACAUAAAGGCCACGACACAGUCUCAGCUGCAGCAGAAAGGACUGAGAGGCAGAGAGAGGUGGAGGUGAGACGACAAAACAUCCAGCAGAUGAUCCAGGACAAAGAGAAAGAUGUGGAGCUGCUUCAACAGGAGCUGAAGGCCAUCGCUCACUCUGCUGAUAAAACAGUGAAGGACAGUCGGGAGAUGUUCACUGAGAUGAUCCAUCUCCUCCAGGAAAGAAGCCUUGAUGUGGAGCAGCAGGUCAGAUCCCAGCAGGAAACUGAAGAGAGUCGAGUCAAAGAGGUUGAGGAGAAGAUGGAGCAGGAGAUCACUGAGCUGAAGAGGGAAGACGCUGAGCUGAAGCAGCUCUCAGACACAGAGGAUCACAACCAGUUUCUACACAACUACCCCUCACUGCCACCACCCAGUCAAUCUACACACUCAUCCAGCAUCAAUAUCUGUCCUCGGAGGAACUUUGAAGACGUGAAAAUAGCUGUGACAGAGCUCAGAAAGAAAGUGGAGGACAUUCUGAGAGAGACAAGGACAAACAUCUCACUGACAGUGACUGAAGUGGAUGUUUUACUGCCACAACCAGAGCCAAAGACCAGAGAUGAAUUCUUAAAGUAUUCACGUGAAAUCACACUGGAUCCAAACACAAUACACAAACGUCUGGUAUUGUUUGAGAGGAACAGAAAAAUAACACCAGGGAAUCGACAACAGCAGUCUUAUCCUGAUCAUCCAGACAGAUUCACUGAUCGUCUUCAGGUCCUGAGUAGAGAGAGUCUGACUGGACGUUGUUACUGGGAGGUGGAGUGGAGAGGAUUAGUUGGUGUAGCAGUCACAUACAAGAAUAUCAGAAGAGCAGGGAAUGAAAGUAGAUUUGGACGUAAUGACAAAUCUUGGACAUUAUAUCGUUCAAAUGACAGCUCUACAUUUUGGUACAACAACAUCCAAACUCCCGUCUCUGCUCCUCCUUCCUCCAGAGUAGGAGUGUUCCUGGAUCACAGAGCAGGUAUUCUGUCCUUCUACAGCGUCUCUGAAACCAUGACUCUCCUCCACAGAGUCCAGACCACAUUCACUCAGCCGCUCUAUGCUGGACUCAGGAUUGGUGAUUGCUUUAAUGGAUCAAGUGCUGAGUUGAUUAACAUCUCAUCACUCAAGUCUUUUUCCAAAAAAACGUCUAUUUAGGACAUACCCAAAGUAAAUUGAAUACUGGUCAUGAACAUUUUGGAUCUCAUGCACAGUCUUUGAAAUAAGAAGUUGGUGGGUUUGGCUGAUUUUUUUUUUGUUGUUGUUGUUGUUUUGAAAAAAUGUGUUGGUUGAAUCCUGUAAUGACUUUUAUCAAUGAAAUCAGAAGAAAAUGACAUUGAAUGGUGUUCAUGGACAUUUUGGAUCUCAUGCAUGGCCUUGGUAUUCUUUGAAAGCCAAGACUCUGAAGUUUGUGUUACAAAAGUCAGAAGCAGUGUAGGUUGUAUUGUUUUUGAGCAAUCAAAGUUGGCCCACAUUUAAAAUAACAAGAAGGUGGUGGGUUUGGCUUAUUUUUUGUUUGUAUGUUUGUUUUUAAAGAAUGUCUUGGUUGAAUCCUAUAAUGACUUUUGUCAAUUAAAUCAGAAUAAAAUUACGUAUUGCAUGCAACAUUUACUCCAACACAAGUUGUGUACAAAGCUCCGAUUGACUCAAAAAGGUACUGUUGUCCCAUAGAGAAUGAUCAGCUGUCAGUCAAACAUCAUGGCUGCUACCUUGACAUGUUUAAUAGUUGUUCUCUGGAUGUUUCAUCACUUUCUUUAGGUGGAGCUCUUUCCUGUGUCUGUUUAGCCAUGGAGGAUAUCACUGCUCAUGAUGGCUUUUGUUUUCUAAAAUUUUCUGAGCUCUAAAUGUCUGCUGAAUAUUUGUACUGAUAAAUUUCUGUGUUCUUGCAGUUCAUAGGAGGAAUCAGCAGACCUUCCUUUCUCACCGAUAUGUUAAAGAAAUCUAUGAUUACAUUUACAUCUAUUAGUUUUUUAGACUAUAUAUUAACAUCUACAUAUACAUGAGGUACCAUGAGGGUUAUUAAAAUUUUAUUUAUCAUGAUAAACAGGUAGAUUGUAUGGCUUAAGUGAAUGUGUACAUGAAAUUGUUGGAUGUGUGAACAAUUUGUUGAUUAAAAUAUUAAAUAAAACGGUUUUUCAUUAA
Molecule: messenger RNA, 2759 nt
Organism: Mugil cephalus (flathead mullet)
Lineage: Eukaryota; Metazoa; Chordata; Actinopteri; Mugiliformes; Mugilidae
Product: tripartite motif-containing protein 16-like
Exons: 1
Coding region: 66-1775 (569 amino acids)
Molecular function (GO): protein binding; zinc ion binding
Source: RefSeq, a predicted model, not a curated record